This is a messenger RNA of Polyodon spathula (Mississippi paddlefish), 2756 nucleotides long. RefSeq names its product mitochondrial sodium/calcium exchanger protein-like. The coding region runs from base 132 to 1943 and encodes 603 amino acids. Gene Ontology annotation, molecular function: calcium:sodium antiporter activity. Gene Ontology annotation, biological process: calcium export from the mitochondrion; intracellular calcium ion homeostasis. The transcript has 16 exons. The record is from RefSeq and is a predicted model, not a curated record. Gene Ontology annotation, cellular component: membrane. Lineage: Eukaryota; Metazoa; Chordata; Actinopteri; Acipenseriformes; Polyodontidae.
ACGUCUAUGUCACUCAUCUGGUCAGCUAGACAACUGUAGCCUAUGGACCGGUAGCAUAUUUCUCUGAAAGCCGGAUGAAUAUGCGACGGGUAAUGGACGCCAAGUAAAUAGUGGUCGGGAAAGUAUACCGUAUGAAAGUAAACAUGUCUGUGAAAUCCUGGACUGCAGUGUUUUUGGUGCUCACGGUGUUACUGAGCGGCGUGUCUACCGUGCAAGACAGAGAGGAGGAUUCGGUUACAACCUCCCGACAACAACACGCUGAGAUUGGGCUGGAUGGAAACAUCACAGGCAUGUGGACAGCAGGGGAAUCACAUAAUUCAAGCACACAUGAAUGCCGCGAUGUGUUGAAGCAGAAGCCGUCAAAGCAAUGCUGGUUUAUCAAGCACACCGAGGACUGUGAGUUCAGCGAUGGCUACAUCAACUACCUGCAGGUGGCGUUUUGCAGCUUCCCUCACAGUCUCUUCCCACUCGCUGUUACACUCUAUGUUGUUUGGCUUCUGUACUUGUUCAUGGUUUUGGGAAUCGCUGCAUCAGAAUUCUUCUGUCCAAACCUGGCUGCUAUCUCCACCAGCCUCAAGCUGACCCACAAUGUGGCUGGUGUGACGUUCCUGGCGUUUGGGAAUGGGGCUCCAGAUGUGUUUAGCGCAGUGGCAGCAUUUGCAGACCCCCGGACCGCAGGGCUCGCCAUCGGAGCACUCUUUGGUGCGGGCGUGUUUGUCACCACGGUGGUGGCCGGCAGUGUGGCGCUAGUAAAGCCCUUCACUGUUGCCUCCAGACCCUUCCUCCGCGAUGUCAUCUUUUACAUGGUGGCUGUCUUCUGUACCUUCCUCAUCCUCUACCUGCGGGAGAUCAAGCUGGGCGAGGCGCUGGGUUACCUUGGCCUGUAUGCCCUGUAUGUCAUCACAGUCAUCGUCAGCACAAUCAUAUACAACCGACAGAAGAACCGGCUGCAGGGACCCAUUGAAAGCAGCUACACUGAGCCAGAGUUGCCGUCUGAUUCCGAAGACGCUACCCCAAGCAUAUUCAAUGGAAGCAUCCAGGACAAUGAGAAUGAGUACUCGCCCCUGCUCCCCUUCACUGAAUCCACCUGCCAGAUCUUCAUCAACUCCAUCAACCCCAUAGACAGCAGAAAGUGGAGGAGGAAGCGCUGGUUCUGGAGAGCUGUCGAAGUGGUCAAGAUGCCUAUGGAACUGGUGUUGCUGCUCACUGUGCCCGUGGUGGACCCUGACAAGGACAACAACAACUGGAAGCGUCCGCUCAACUGCCUACACCUGCUGACAGGACCCCUCGUGUGUGUGCUCACCUUCAAAUCAGGACAAUACGGGCUCCUGAAUAUUGAGGGCGAGUUCCCAGUGUGGGCCCUUGUCCUUCUCAUCGGGGUCUUUCUAUCGGCCAUCUCCUUCCUCAUCACCAGCAACCAGCAGCCCCCUAGACUGCACUGUGCGUUCUCGUUUCUGGGGUUCUUGGUCAGUGCCAUGUGGAUCAACACUGUGGCAACCGAGGUGGUCAACAUCCUGCAGACCUUCGGGGUGGUGUUUGACCUGAGCAACACGGUCCUGGGACUGACCUUGCUGGCCUGGGGGAACAGCAUUGGGGACUGCUUCUCUGACAUCACCAUGGCCCGUCAGGGGUACCCGCGCAUGGCGAUGGCUGCCUGCUUCGGAGGGAUCAUCUUCAACAUGCUCUUCGGGGUGGGGCUGGGCUGCCUGCUCCAGAUGUUUAACGGACAGAAUGUCGUCAAGCUAGAACCGGAUGGGCUUCUGGUCUGGAUACUUGCGGGAGCGCUAGGCCUCAGCCUGGUACUUUCCUUCAUUCUGGUUCCAGUGCAAUGCUUCCACCUGGGCCGUAGCUACGGGAUCUUCCUGCUCCUCUUCUACCUGGUCUUCCUGCUGGUGGCGCUGCUGACAGAGUUUAAAGUGAUUGAGCUGAGGGGCAGCCCCUGACACCCUGCACCCCUCUCCCACUCAGAACCCACAGCCAGACCCUUCUCUCCAGCAGGGGUGUGGUGAUUCACAAAGAGCAGGUAUCUGGUCAGACAGACCCACGCACAAAUCACACGCUCUUAUUCUGAAAUUUUAUGUAUUUAUUUCUUCUGUCACUACGACAACUGAUUACAACAGAAAUAACCGACUCUACAGCAAACUGAGAUCCACUCGGGAUCCAGGCUGCGUGUUUCCACACACUGUCCAAGUGUUAAAAUAAACUAGGCCUGAAUGAUUCAACUGUGUGUUCUGAGGAAUUGUCACGCUUAAUUUCUCUUUUAAUUUAGCUUAUGUUUUAAAUGCAUCAUGUGACUGGACUGCUCUCAUAGAAUAUGAAAACCACUGGCAGGGUCCUACUGCUGAAGGUGUCAUUCCAUCAGCAGACUCAUGACUGCCUGGUUUACACUGUGAAGGGGAGGAGAAUCCUCAUGGUUUACACUGUGAAGGGGAGGAGAAGCCUCAUGAUUUACACUGUAGAGGAGAAUCCUCAUGUUUUGUGUGCUAUUGUAUAAACCUAUGCAUAGAUACUGGAUUACAGCUGUGAAGUUAUGUUUGUAGGUUCCAGUACACAAACUGCCAGCCUCACAUGAACAUACAGGGUCUUUACUGAGUUGUGCCUGUGUGUUUCUUAAGGUCUUUUCUGUGGCUGGCUACUGCUGUAUGGUCCUUCACACAGAGAGUAACAGAACAUUAGAUAUUUUUCAGGUUUGCUGUGUUUAACAGCAGGGCUUCUGAAAUCAGGAUUAGUAUUCUUGAAUUUUAAAGUCAUGCAAA